AUGGAUUUGAACGGUGCGAGAAGGAAAAAUGCAACGAGAGAAACGACGAGCACUCUCAAAGCUUGGCUCAACGAGCAUAAAAAAAAUCCGUAUCCGACCAAAGGUGAAAAAAUUAUGUUGGCAAUAAUAACGAAAAUGACUUUGACUCAAGUGUCGACGUGGUUUGCCAACGCGAGGCGGAGACUUAAAAAAGAAAAUAAAAUGACGUGGGAACCGAGAAACAGGGUAGAGGAAGAAGACAAUAAUAACGAAGAAAGCGGUAGGAAAAGUGCGGAUAACGGAAAAGAUCCAGAUUCUAAAGAUUCUGGAACCGGGUCUAGCGAAAAUGGAGAAAGGCCCAAUCAUAGGAUGGAAUUGUUGGAUAGACCUUGCGGACCCGUGGACACGGCUAGCGAGUGGAGCGAAUCUCGGGCCGACAGCGGUCCGGAUUCUCCGGAAUGUUUGUUCGAAAGGCAACAACAACUUUUACAUCCCGCUUACCAACACCUUCAACAUCCCGCGAGCAGGUUGCACGUGCCAUCGUCAUCGUCUCCGAGCGGUCCCCCCAAACCGAGGAUAUGGUCGCUCGCGGACAUGGCGAGCAAGGAAAACGACAUUCAUUCGUCGCCGUCGACGACGUCUGCUUUUUACGCUACCGCCGCCGGAAAGUUAAUAUCUCCGUUGAGCCGAGGCGCUAUGCCUCCGCUAUCGGUACCGCCGGGCUCGUAUCCGAGGCCUCCGCCUCACGAGUUUUACCGUAGUCUAUAUGGACCCGCGGCUCAUUUGGCCGGGAGUGCGGCGAGUGAAAGUGUUUCCCUACUCGAAACUUAUUCGAGAACAUUCGGGGGAGGAUUGGAAGGCGGGGGUCCUCCCGCCGCGGGACCCGGAGGACAACUUUCGAUCGUUUUAUCCAAAGUCGCAGCCGCGGCUGCAGCCACUUCAGGGAAUCCAACGUUUAAUUUAAACGGGACGAGGCCAACGCAAUCCGUCGCGACCGGAGCAUCAUCCGCAUCCUCAUCGACCUCCUCUUCCGCGUCCGAUCACCAACAACCGCUAUUACCAAAUAAACAAAUACCAGAUCAUUUAAAAACUCCCGCCGGCAAACCUUGA
This is a messenger RNA of Pediculus humanus corporis (human body louse), 1089 nucleotides long. Its product is annotated as Iroquois-class homeodomain protein IRX-1, putative. Gene Ontology annotation, cellular component: nucleus. Gene Ontology annotation, biological process: neuron differentiation; cell development; regulation of transcription by RNA polymerase II. The record is from RefSeq and is a predicted model, not a curated record. The transcript is spliced from 2 exons. NCBI's taxonomy places the organism in Eukaryota, Metazoa, Arthropoda, Insecta, Psocodea, Pediculidae. Bases 1 to 1089 code for a protein of 362 amino acids. Gene Ontology annotation, molecular function: RNA polymerase II cis-regulatory region sequence-specific DNA binding; DNA-binding transcription factor activity, RNA polymerase II-specific.